AUGCUGUCUCGAGCCAUUGGUGCCCUUGUGGGUCUUGCUGCGGUCUACAGCGCUAAACCAGCAUACCUCAAUGACACAAAAAGAUCGUUUUACGAAGACGAGCAGUCCGUGUACCCUGUGCCUGGAACCAUCACACCAGCUGAGUCUCAGAACUUGGGCCAGCAGUACGUUAUGGAAGGCGUCACUGUGCGGACGACCGGAAGCGUUCAAAGCGUGAUUAAAAGCGCCAGAGAGGCCGUCGUCGGCACCUUCACAUGUUUCGAAUCAUGGCUCAAUAACAGCAAGUCCAGGUACAUCGAACUGGAGAGAUCGGUCACCGACACCUUCUCGAGCUUGCACGACAAGAAGGAGGACCUCCUUCCCAACUCGAUCUACAUUGCUGUGGCGGCCUUGUCGGGCAAUAUUUUCGCCAGAAAUAGAGGCAUUGUCGCCAGAGCUCUUGCACCCACGAUACUCGGCUUGGCCUCCUUCAAGUACUUCCUUCCUCACACCUUCACCAACACCGUUGGGUUGCUCUGGAGAGUCGAACAGAGGACCUUGCCCGAGGUGGCGCAGCAGCAGGCGCUGGCUUACAACGCUGCUGAAGACUGGGUCAAGGACGCUGGAAAGUCUGCUGUUCUGGGCCAGGAAAAGCUCUCGCUGGGCGUGGACUCGGCCAGAAGGAGAUUGGCCCAUGCUGCUGGAUUGGAGCUUGAGCAGGACGUCACGAAGAAGGUGCCCGAGAAGAGGGAUUGA
Molecule: messenger RNA, 735 nt
Organism: Candidozyma duobushaemuli
Lineage: Eukaryota; Fungi; Ascomycota; Pichiomycetes; Serinales; Metschnikowiaceae
Exons: 1
Coding region: 1-735 (244 amino acids)
Biological process (GO): cristae formation
Cellular component (GO): MICOS complex; mitochondrial crista junction
Source: RefSeq, a predicted model, not a curated record